AUGGCCGGCGGAAAGGGAAAGUCCUCAGGUGGGAAGAGUUCUGGCGGCAAGACGUCCGGAGUCGACAACGCCAAAAAGCAGCAAAGCCACUCGGCGCGCGCUGGUUUACAGUUCCCCUGCGGCCGUGUCAAGCGUUUCCUCAAGCAGAAUACGCAGAACAAGAUGCGCGUUGGCGCCAAGGCGGCGGUCUAUGUCACCGCCGUCCUAGAGUAUCUCACCGCUGAGGUGCUCGAAUUGGCUGGUAACGCUGCGAAAGAUCUCAAGGUCAAACGUAUCACCCCUCGUCAUCUCCAACUUGCCAUCCGCGGUGACGAGGAGCUGGACACCCUGAUCCGUGCCACCAUUGCUUUCGGUGGUGUCCUUCCCCACAUCAACCGCGCUCUGCUGCUCAAGGUGGAACAAAAGAAGAAAGCCAAGGUUAUCGAGGCAUAA
Molecule: messenger RNA, 432 nt
Organism: Dichotomopilus funicola
Lineage: Eukaryota; Fungi; Ascomycota; Sordariomycetes; Sordariales; Chaetomiaceae
Product: histone-fold-containing protein
Exons: 3
Coding region: 1-432 (143 amino acids)
Biological process (GO): heterochromatin formation
Cellular component (GO): nucleosome; chromatin
Molecular function (GO): protein heterodimerization activity; structural constituent of chromatin; DNA binding
Source: RefSeq, a predicted model, not a curated record